Molecule: messenger RNA, 2142 nt
Organism: Gekko japonicus
Lineage: Eukaryota; Metazoa; Chordata; Lepidosauria; Squamata; Gekkonidae
Product: transmembrane protein 132B-like
Exons: 6
Coding region: 22-2142 (706 amino acids)
Source: RefSeq, a predicted model, not a curated record
UCCUCCUACGAGAUCUUUCAGAUGGACUUCGAAAUUGACAACAGCAGCAGCCUGGCGGGUGCCCAGCAGAUCACUUGGCAGGCGGAAUACCCGCAGGAUGAGGCCCUGAGUGAGCUGCUGGUCUCAGAGAUCUUUGUCAGCCAAACCACUUUUGCCGGCAUCGUUCCACUGGCAAUGGAUACAGAAGUCCUUAACACGGCCAUUCUGACAGGGAAGACGGUGUCCAUUCCUGUAAAAGUGAUCGCCGUAGAAGAAGAUGGGUCAGUGAGCGAUGUAUCGGAGUCCACGGACUGCCGAUCAGCUGAUGAAGAUGUCCUAAAGGUUUCUGACAACUGCGACGCCAUCUUUGUGAACGGGAAAGAAAUGAAAAGCAAGGUGGACACCAUUGUGAACUUCACGUACCAGCAUUUUACCACCCAGCUGGAAGUCACCGUCUGGGUUCCACGACUUCCUCUGCAAAUAGAGAUCUCAGAUACCGAACUGAGCCAGAUCAAGGGCUGGCGGAUUCCCGUCACUACCAACAAAAGGCCUACACGUGACAGCGAUGAGGAAGAGGACGAUGAGAAAAAAGGCAGAGGCUGUACCCUCCAGUAUCAGCAUGCCGUAGUGCGAGUCCUCACUCAGUUUGUCGCUGAGUCGUCCGAUCUGGGAGGGCAGCUGACCUACAUGCUGGACUCCGAGUGGCAGUUUGAUAUCACGGAUCUCGUGGCUGACUUCAUGAAAGUGGAAGAGCCCAAAGUGGCCAAGUUACAAGAUGGCCGAGUUCUGUUAGGACGUGAGCCAGGAAUCACCACAGUUCAGGUUCUGUCACCUCUCUCCGAUUCCAUUUUGGCGGAGAAGACCGUGAUUGUGCUGGAAGAUCGGGUGACCAUCACGGACCUUGGGGUACAACUUGUAGCAGGCUUGUCACUCUCGCUCCAGGCGAGUAAAGGCAACAAGAGGGUGAUCGUAUGUACAACAUCUGCUUCGGAUAUCCUUCAUUCACCAAAACAGGAAGCUGUGGUCAGUGCUUGGAUUCUGUUCAGUGAUGGAUCCGUGACACCGCUGGACAUCUACGAUACAAAAGAUUUCUCGCUCACUGUUACAUCACUGGAUGAAAUGGUGGUGUCGGUCCAGCACAACCAGGAGGAUGACCAGCCAGCGGUGGUGGCGGAAGGCGACGGGCAGGGGCCACUCAUCAAGAUAGAAAUGGUGAUCAGUGAACCCUGCCAGAAGUCCAAGCGGAAGAGCAGCUUGGCGGUUGGCAGAGGAAGCAUCAAGGUGAAGUUUGGCCAGAAGGACUUGGACCACAAAAGUGACACCAACGAUGUCGAAGACGUGGAUGCCGAUUUUAAAAACCAUGGGAGUAACUCGGUGGAGAAGUCAAUGGAGCAAGAGAGGACGAGGCAAGAUUGGCCCAAACAUGGAGCUUCCAUUGAUCAUGAAGAGGCCACCAACCAAAGCACAACUUCCAAGCCUCCCAUUGAUCACACGGUCGGGGAAGACCAUCUCCAAAACAGCCCAACUUCCUUAACAAGCUUUCCCACACAAAUAGACGUUCCUGGGCAGAAUAACCCCAGUGACCUCACUUUGGCUUCCAGAGGCUUGACGGAUCUUGAGAUCGGCAUGUAUGCCCUUCUCUGUGUCUUCUGCUUGGCCAUUUUGGUCUUCUUGAUCAACUGUGUGGCCUUUGCUUGGAAAUACAGGCACAAAAGGUUUGCCGUCAGCGAGCAAGGCAACAUCCCUCAUUCCCACGACUGGGUAUGGCUCGGAAACGAGGUCGAACUCCUAGAGAACCCCGUGGACAUCUCGCUGCCUUCAGAGGAGUGCACCACCAUGAUAGACCGAGGGAUGCAGUUUGAGGAGAGCAAUUUCCUCCUCAAUGGGAGCUCGCAGAAGAACUUCCACAACCAAAUCCUUCGGUCCGCCGAAUAUGACUGUGAGAAAGAUCUCAGAAACGAACCCAUCAACCCGCCGGGGCCCAAACGGAAACGAGUAAAAUUCACAUCCUAUACCACCAUCCUCCCGGAGGAUGGUGGACCAUACACCAACUCUAUCCUCUUUGACAAUGACGAUAAUAUCAAAUGGGUAUGCCAAAAUAUGAACCUUGGCGAUUCGAAGGAACUUAGGGACUAUAUGGAAAGGCUACAGGACAAUAUGUAA